Drosophila nasuta is the source of this 652-nucleotide messenger RNA. RefSeq names its product putative peptidyl-tRNA hydrolase PTRHD1. The coding region runs from base 108 to 464 and encodes 118 amino acids. The transcript has a single exon. Lineage: Eukaryota; Metazoa; Arthropoda; Insecta; Diptera; Drosophilidae. Gene Ontology annotation, molecular function: peptidyl-tRNA hydrolase activity. The record is from RefSeq and is a predicted model, not a curated record.
CGCACAGCUGAGCGGCGACGCUUUCACUGCCUGCAAUUGUUUGUACCGAUUAGCGGCAUUUCAAACGAAGGAAAAGGAGGAGAGCAAAGAGAGAGAAUAGAGAGAGAAUGAGCAACAUUGUGCAAUAUAUUGUUGUGCGGAGCGAUCUGCGAAACACGCUAAACUGGCCGCUGGGCGCUGUGAUAGCACAAUGUUGCCAUGCGACAGCAGCGGUGAUGAGUUUGCACGUGGAUGAUGAGGAGACGCAAACGUAUCUCAAGGAUCUGGACAACAUGCACAAGGUGGUGCUGGAGGCCAAGGAUGAGGCGGCGCUGGUCAAACUGAGCGAGAAGCUCAAGGAGAACGAGAUCAAGCAUAAACUCUGGAUCGAACAGCCAGAAAAUACACCCACUUGUCUAGCCAUUAAACCCUAUGUGAAGGAAGCGGUCCACAAAUAUGUGAAGAACCUCAAACUGCUUAAGUAAUCCAUAAGAAACUAGACUGGCAUUUGUUAAAAAUAAAAAGUGGAAAAGAAUGGAGUUUUAACACUUAUUUUGUAGCACAAUUCGCCACAGUUAAAAUGCCAAUCUAUAGAUUGGAAUAUAAAUCCUAUGUGAAGGAAGCGGUCCACAAAUAUGUAAAAAAAAACCUCAAACUACUGAAGUAUAAGAAA